AUGGUGGCCACCAAGCGUUCGCGGACAUAUGAAAAAGAAUCCAAUGUUUGUCUACUUAUGCUCGCAAUCCUAAUCAUGUGGGCAGCAGCGGUAGCUACCAUUUAUCCUUGUAAAUAUGCCACGUACGGUGUCAUCAUGGUUGCGGCCUCCCAACUGGUGCUUUAUAUGAUAUCGAUCUUUUUGAUGUUCUAUGUAAAGAAAGCGAACAUGGAGUGCUGGCGUCAUAACCGAUGUUCUUUGGAGUUUUCGCAUAUGUAUCAGGUCAGAGAGAACAUCGAAACGUCUAUGAGCUUGUUCAGGGUGUUUGCAGGAGUAAUUGUCCAAUCUAUGAUCGGCUGGGCAUCAUUAUUAGUUGCAAACACUUAUAAAUCCGUUUUCCAAAAUCUAAUUUUCUAUAGAGUUUUCUAUUUUGUAUAUGACAUGAACCUGGCUAUAACACCUAUAUCAAUUCCUCUUCUAUUGUUUUUCUGUAAUCGCAAGAUCAACACCGCUUUUAAAAGGCAAUAUAGUAAAGUAUUUCACAGAAAGCAGAACUCUGCUCAUGCUGCACGCAAUUUAGUCGGUUUGGACGGAAACAAGCUUCAUGUGGAUGCAAGUUUACCUUCAAAAUGUUACUGUUAA
Cylicocyclus nassatus is the source of this 621-nucleotide messenger RNA. The record is from the annotation of a GenBank genome assembly. Lineage: Eukaryota; Metazoa; Nematoda; Chromadorea; Rhabditida; Strongylidae.